AUGUUUAUUCGCGGUAUAAAGCGUCGAAAGUUGAUGUCCGCGUUAGGAAUGACUGGUGAUAAUGCGAUGGGUUUUAAUAAUGAUGAUGAUCUAUCCAAUCAAGCUGACUCAAGUAUCGAUGGUGUAGGUGGUAGUGAAUUUGAUGAAGAUUCUAUGCACGGUGCAAAUAAUUCUAUGAGUAAUUCAUCCUUUGCUCAAUCACAUUUUAACACACGAGAUUUUGCACCCGAACGUCCGCGACGACAAACAAAACAGCCUACCAUUGCUGUAGAAGAUAAUAGUAAUUUAAUAGCCUGUCUAGAAUAUAUCUAUCGUAUACUAUCACGAAAAGAUAAAGAAGGUUUUUUCCAGUUUCCAGUCACUGAUCAAUUGGCACCCGGUUACAGUCAAAUUAUUCGUCGACCAAUGGACUUUUCAACACUAAAGAAAAAAAUUCAUCAAGAAGACUAUCAAACUAUUAUGGAUUUUCGUCUAGAUUUUGAAUUAAUGUGUCAAAAUGCGAUGACGUAUAAUCGUCCGGAAACAAUUUAUUUUCAAGCAGCUAAAAAAUUAUUAACAGUCGGCACAAAAUUAAUGAGUAAAGAUAAAUUAUUAAGUUUUAGAAGGAGUUUAGAAUGUUUUGCACAUUUAACAGAAAAAGAAUUAGGGUUUAAAAUUGAAAGUAUAUCUUGUUAUAUUUCUCAAACAACAACAAUGCCCAUGGCAGAGAAUGAAUCAGUUGUAGAACAACAAUUGGUGAAUACAGAUCAACAUAUGAAUAAUGUCGGAGGAGAAGCAGAUUAUAUGGAACAGCAAGUAACCAGUAACCAUUUGUCGACAAUUAGUAUAUCAGCCGCAUGUUCACAAAGGAAACAUAAGCAUACACGAUUACCAAAAUACUAUGAAAAAUUAACAACAUUAAUAAAUGAUGAAGAUGAAGACGAAUUGUUGCCGGAAGAAAUUCUUGCACAAGCUCAACAAGCGGCUCAAUGUGCACGAGAAAAAUUGAGUUUACGCCAUCCAGAUGAUGGUGAACGAGAAAAACAGCAACAUAUAGCGAAACAAUCGUUAUUUAAUCAUAAUUCUCCAACUCAUCCAGUUUCAUCACCGACAACAAACAUCAUCACCAACUCAGGAGCUCUACCCAUAAACAGAAUUUCAUCUUUAAUGAAUAAUGAAUCAUCCGUAACGUGUCGAACAAUGACUAUUGGCGAAUUAAAUAAUGAUGGUACGCAGAUCGUUGCUAACGCACAACCAAAUUAUACUCGUACAUCAACGAUAAUCAAUGAAGUUGAAAAACGUAACCAUUUAUCACCUCGUUAUUUUCUUGAUUAUGGACCGUUUAGUUCUCAUGCUCCAUCGUACGAUUCAUCAUUUUCUUCUAUAACAAAAGAUGAAUUAGAUUUAUUAAUACAUACAUAUGGCAGUGAAUUUUCAGCAGCAUAUGCCGUUUCAUUACUUGAUUACGUCAAGGAUUCAGGAGAAUUAGCAAUGGCCUAUGUUGAUCGAUUGUUGAGUGUAUUAACAAAUGGUGAACAUGAAAACUAUGUUCUAAAAAAAAGACAACAGAAAGAACCGCUAAAAACUGAAAUGAAGUCAGAUGAAAUGAAUAAAAACGUAGUAGACAAUGAACAAACAACAUCGACGGAUGCAUCUGUAUCAGAAGCUUCCAACUUAGAAUCAAACACUCUUCAUUUAUCCGAUGGAAUCCAUUCAUCUAUGACAACAGUUGAAGUUAAGCAAGAAAUGACGGAUGAAUCAACCUACGGUGAACAUGCUGCUGGAAUAGAUAUGAAACUCGAUGAAACAUCUAAAUUAUUAGUUACACUUCGUCAAGCGCAAUAUGAUCGUUUAAGUCAACCAACGAAUACAAAUCAUAUUUUAUCUAAUUCAAUACAACAACCACCAAAUGAAUAUGAAAUAGCACAAAAAGUAUUGAGCCAUUUGACAGAUAUGACUAAAGAAACAAAACCCGAAUAUGCUGUUGAUCCACAAACGAUAAGACAAACAAUUGGUGUUGUUAUUAAACAAGAACCAAUAACAAAUGUGGAUCAACAAAUAUUAGACUUCGAAAUAAAAACUCCCGAAACUGCUGAAAAUAAAGAUCGAGAUGAUAGUCUGAUAAAAUUUAAUGAUUCAGAUCAAUUUUUUCCAUUUGAGUAA
This is a messenger RNA of Didymodactylos carnosus, 2142 nucleotides long. Lineage: Eukaryota; Metazoa; Rotifera; Eurotatoria; Philodinida; Philodinidae. The record is from the annotation of a GenBank genome assembly.